CUAUAGGUAACGCAACGGUCCAAUCACGCAACAGUCACGGUCAAGUCAAAUAUUAUUAAACUAUUUUUGAAUUGGCAUGUCUACAUUAUCGAUAAAGCUCACGUCAUGGUCCAAUCACAAUCAGCUAACGAUCAAUUCAAACAAUAUUUUAUCGGAGCGAUACCUGCCCUUUCCUAGGAUAAAUUAUCAGUGUGAAUUAGAAACGCGCACGUGCCAGUCGAUUUGAAUUUUUUUUGGUUUUGUGAUAUUUGUCAUUUACAUUCAUAGUACCAUGAAUAAAAAAACCAAAGUUACUGGCUGGGAUUUUGAGAAAAGUGAACAGUUGAUUGAACUGGUGAGGAAUAAGCCAGAAUUGUAUGAUUUAAAAUGUCCCCGAUAUAGUGACAAUAUUUGUAAACGAAGUGCUUGGAAUGAAAUUGGAUCACAAUUGAAUGUACAAGGUUCAGAGUGUAAAGAGAGAUGGGAAUCUUUAAGAUCACAAUACCGUAAAAAUGAAAAUAAACAAAAAACUAAAAGUGGUCAAGCUGCGUCAAAUAUUUCCAACUGGAAGUAUGCAAGUCAAAUGCAUUUUUUAAAGCAGUUUAUGAAAGAUAGAUCUCGUGUAACUUCAAUGACUGCAGGUGACGGUUCUGAUGAAGAAAAAUCGGAUGAAAGUACGAACGAAUGUGAAAUAGAAGCUAGCAAUAAUGAACAAACAAAUGAAAAUAAUAAUCAAGAAAACGUUGACAAAGAUGUUGAUAAAGAAGUGACACAGACAAGUAGCUUAAAAACGUCCAAAUUAAGAAAAAAAAUAACCCAUACAGAUACAAAGGAAAGUGCUUCAACAACACUUAUGAAAUAUUUGGUCCAACAAAAAAGAGAAGAACAAUCUCCUCAUCCAAUCGAUAUUUUUUUUUCAUUAAUGGCCACAAGUGUAAAAAAAUUCAAUGCAACAGAUCAACAUUUCGUAAAAACCAAACUUUUUUCACUUGUAAGUGACAUUGAAGCAAAAAAUAUAGAGUCUCAAAACCGUAGAAACUUUCAACCUGAGUUUAUUCAUGGUCGUUCGUUACAGCCGUCACCCGUUCUUUCCCAAUAUUCGGCUUUAUCUACAAGUACCUCAUAUAAUGAUGUUUUUGGGCCUAAUCAACAGCAAUUAAAUCCAAUUCAAUCUCAACCUCAAGUAUAUAUAUCCGGAAAAUACUCAAACAUUCGCUAUGGCCUUCGCAAACGAUUUUAAUCGACUGAAUUAAAAUAUCAAUUGUUUUGUUACCUAUAGGUACCUAUUAUUAUUACCUAUUACCUAUUAAUAUAUUU
Molecule: messenger RNA, 1296 nt
Organism: Myzus persicae (green peach aphid)
Lineage: Eukaryota; Metazoa; Arthropoda; Insecta; Hemiptera; Aphididae
Exons: 3
Coding region: 272-1219 (315 amino acids)
Biological process (GO): regulation of transcription by RNA polymerase II
Cellular component (GO): transcription regulator complex; nucleus
Source: RefSeq, a predicted model, not a curated record